Cynoglossus semilaevis (tongue sole) is the source of this 2155-nucleotide messenger RNA. Its product is annotated as protein Wnt-6. The transcript has 3 exons. Gene Ontology annotation, cellular component: extracellular region. Gene Ontology annotation, biological process: neuron differentiation; multicellular organism development; canonical Wnt signaling pathway. The record is from RefSeq and is a predicted model, not a curated record. The coding region runs from base 1 to 510 and encodes 169 amino acids. Lineage: Eukaryota; Metazoa; Chordata; Actinopteri; Pleuronectiformes; Cynoglossidae. Gene Ontology annotation, molecular function: frizzled binding; cytokine activity.
AUGACCCGAGGUCCAGAAACCCCCGGGGGCGUGAUCUCUGCAGACGUUGCAGUGAAGCUCUUCAUGCAGACAGAUUGUAAAUGCCACGGCCUGUCGAGCUCGUGCACCUUACGUACGUGCUGGAAGAAGAUGCCUCCCUUCCGUAAGGUGGGCGACCACCUGCUGGAGAGAUUCAACGGUGCGUCCAAGGUGAUGGGGGGCAACGACGGAAAGACCCUGAUCCCCGUGGGCCAGAACAUAAAACCUCCCGAUAAGCAGGAUCUGAUCUACUCGGACGAGUCUCCCGAUUUCUGCCUGGCGAAUCGGAAAACGGGUUCCCUGGGGACGCGGGGACGCAUGUGCAACAGCACGGCCAUGGACAUCAGCGGCUGCGAUCUGCUGUGCUGCGAGCGCGGCUACAGGGAGGAGACGGUGGUGUUCGAGGAGAAUUGUCUGUGUCGUUUCCACUGGUGUUGCGUGGUGCAGUGUAAGAAGUGCCUGGUCCGAAAAGAUCUGAGUCUCUGCCACUGAUGACCCGAGGUCCAGGUCGCACAUAAGGUCAAAACGCGGUCCGCGGCCCCUUAUAUUGUCCUUCAGAAACCCCCGGGGGCGUGAUCUCUGCAGACGUUGUCGGAGGAUAGGCCGCACCGUCCGUUUUCAUCGCCCGAAAUUUGGUCCAAUUGGAAUAAAAGCCGCAGCUUUAUUUUGUUGACGUACAGUACGCCUGUUCCCGUUUCACUUUAUUCAGUUUAGUUUGAGAGAAUCCUCAGUGAUCCCAGUGUCGACACCGCCACAAGGACGACGUUGUCCACGAAGUUUAAUAUUAGGCCAAAAUCUCCUCGGUUUGUGGGCCAUCGGACGGCUCAAAAAAAGGGAAACAAAACGACGUGACGUAGAGGGAUGAAAUAAAAGAACACGUUCGUUUCUGAACUUCCUGUUGUGUUUUUCUAGUUAAAGAAAAAGGACCAAAGAAUGUGAAAAUGUUUUUCCAUCCAACUGGAAGACGGAGACCUGGACUAACUCCUGGCUGCCACUUCUUCUUCUUCUUCUUCUUCUCCUUCUUCAUGCAGUUCACCAGCAUCUCUGCCUUGAUGUGUGGCUGUCACCUGGUGCAGCACCUGGUUUAACCAUGGUUUCCUCUAAACUCUCCACAGUCACCAGGAUGAAACUGGGGUCGUUGUUGUUUUGUUUUUUUCUCCUCUGUUCUUAGUGAACCGACUCCGUCUGUUUAGUCUCUGCAGAACUGAAUAACAUUGUAGUUGCAUCUUUAACUGGUGAUUAGAAGAAUACGCAGAAAUGUUGGUUUAUUUUAUUCAAAACAUCUGUCAAACCAAACCCAAACCAUGAAAAAAGAAAACAAGGAUCCUAGCAUAUUUAAAGAUCAGCGUCAACCCCACGUCACCCAGACAGACUGGACCUGUCAGUGACCUGACAGUUAUUUAUAAAAUGAUAAAAAUGACAAGACUACUCACUUCCAUCUCUGUCUCAGAAGCACUUUGGAUAGGAGGCUGCCGCGGACUCAGCCGACCAAUGGGAACUCUCUGUGACGGCGGUUUCCUCGUAACCAGCAGAAAAAAGAAAAAAAACCACAUGUACUUGUCAGUGUUUGGUUUUGUUUAUCUGUUAUGGGCUAAUGUAAUAAUGCACUUUGGAUGUUGGCUUUCAUCAGAUAUGUACGUGUGUGUGUGUGUGUGUGUGUGUGAGAGAGAAAGUCUGGUUGGGAAUUCCCAACUUCAUUAAUUUGAGUUUGUUUCAAGUCCUGAAGUGUGUGUGUGUUUGUGUGAGAGAGAGAGAGAGACUCUGUGAGUUAUUGAACGAGACACCUUGUGAGUGACUGACGAGGUGAAGACCUGCUCUACGUCCAUGUCCACGUCCACGUCCACGUCACAUGCUCCCAUGCUGGUGGUCUAGUUUCUACAGCACCAUUUACCGGACACUUCCUGUUCUAUAUCUUCAACUUCCUGUCGGACGUUAAACUUCUGUGAUUGGUUAUUAAAAGCACACGGCUUUUCGACUCGCUGUCUCAGUGUGAGGCGGGCAGGAUGUUCAAGUGUGUCCGUCGUUUCACUGAUGAAUCUGUAACGUCAUCUCGUCCACGACACCAUUAAAACAAUGACAUAUAUGAGACACCAGGCCAGAGUGUUUGAAUGUUGGCUCAGUGUCCACAGUUUUAGCC